Eutrema salsugineum is the source of this 554-nucleotide messenger RNA. Its product is annotated as beta-galactosidase. The coding region runs from base 40 to 537 and encodes 165 amino acids. The record is from RefSeq and is a predicted model, not a curated record. Gene Ontology annotation, molecular function: carbohydrate binding. NCBI's taxonomy places the organism in Eukaryota, Viridiplantae, Streptophyta, Magnoliopsida, Brassicales, Brassicaceae. The transcript is spliced from 2 exons.
AUUUUCGUUAUCCUUGAUUUACGAGAACAGAGAAGAAAAAUGCAUACUUCACAUUGUCUUCGUCGUCAUGGCUUCAUUUUGCUUCUUGUUCUGUUUCAUUCAUAUGUGUUUGGUUUAGCUUCAAAGGUGGACGUUUCUUAUGAUGCAAGACGCAUCAAAAUCCACCGUGACCGGAAACGUUUUCUCUCUGAUUCUAAUCAUCACCCUCGUUACGAGUUAAGGGAAUCUCAUCAACAUGUCAAGGAACAUGCAGCGUGUAUUAAACCUGAACCUGAUCUCGUUCCUUUAACGGGUCUUGAUUGCAUGGAAGGAUAUGUUAUCACCAAGAUCAAUUUCGCUGACUAUGGCAACCCCACUGGUACAUGUCAAGACUUUAGACAUGGCAAUUGCGGUGCACCAGCUACCUUGAGACUCGUCAAAAAGAAUUGUCUUGGGAAAAAUAGAUGUGCACUUUUUGCUACGGACGAAAUGUUUGGUCCAAGCCACUGCAAGGGAGUCUCUAGGCUCGCGGUCGAAGCCACAUGUACAAAGAAAUAGGUUUUUACUGAUUUUUC